GUAUUCCGAGUUACUGUAGCCCUUUGUCAUCACUCUGUUCCACAUUACAUUCGUCAUUGGACAAUGGCGUCUCAUGUAAGGGGGAGGUUUAGUUUAAAAAUCCCGAAACUCAAUCUGAACAUUAAAACGCGUCGCUUGCGGUACGGGUUUGGAGGCAUAAGGACCUUCUCUUUCAUAUCAGCGAGAAAUAAUAAAAAGUCUCAUACGAUCCUGUUGGUCCAGCCCACCAAGAGACCAGAGGGACGGACAUAUGCUGACUAUGAAUCAGUCAACGAGUGCAUGGAAGGCGUGUGUAAGAUGUACGAGGAGCACCUGAAGAGAAUGAACCCCAACACACCAUCCAUCACCUAUGACAUCAGUCAACUGUUUGACUUCAUCCAUGACCUGGCUGACCUCAGCUGCUUGGUGUACCGUGCGGACUCACAGACGUACCAGCCGUACAACAAGGACUGGAUCAAGGAGAAGAUUUACGUGCUGCUGCGGCGCCAGGCCCAACAGGCUGGGAAAUGAGACCUACAGCCCAGUUCCAGAAUGACUGCACUGCAGACGCCUGAUCUCACAACAACCUGGAUAGGUGUUUAUCAUGUCCGCUAAGCACAUCUUAUGUUAUAGCCAUCUGUUGCCCAACCAUUGGUGGAUGCAACAUCUGCAAUGUAGGCUGCCUGGAACGCGACCAUCAGGGGAAUUUGCCCCUAGAUGCUUGGGUCAGUUUUGCGUUUUCCCUAGUAAUGGUUUAUUUUGGGGGAGGGGGGCUUGGAUCUGUACAUAAGGGAACCUUCACUCCGAAGCGUUUGGAAAAGGAGGGUUGAGUGAUGCUAUGAAUCCAGGAUAUUUUAGUUUUCUAGAGGGAAGGGGGGGGUAAGGCAGCUUACAUUUUGUUAAAAUGUUUGUAUUUAAAGAAUUUCCCCUUUUAUAAAAAUAAAAGUCUGUCUUUUACUUUUAAAAUAAAAAAUGAUUAUUUGUUA
This is a messenger RNA of Oncorhynchus tshawytscha (Chinook salmon), 965 nucleotides long. Its product is annotated as enhancer of rudimentary homolog. Bases 64 to 510 code for a protein of 148 amino acids. Lineage: Eukaryota; Metazoa; Chordata; Actinopteri; Salmoniformes; Salmonidae. The transcript is spliced from 4 exons. The record is from RefSeq and is a predicted model, not a curated record.